CUAAGUUUUUAUCUUCGAGCAGCGCCUCCUCCCAAGUAAGUCUCCAGUUCUUCUCUAGAUCUAGAAGAUCGAUCAUGUCUGGGAGAGGCAAGGGAGGCAAGGGUUUGGGCAAGGGCGGCGCCAAGCGCCACCGCAAGCAUCUCCGCGACAACAUCCAGGGCAUCACCAAGCCGGCGAUCCGGCGUCUGGCUCGCCGUGGCGGCGUGAAGCGAAUCAGCGGGCUGAUCUACGAGGAGACCCGUGGCGUGCUCAAGAUCUUCCUGGAGAACGUCAUCAGGGAUGCGGUCACCUACACGGAGCACGCUCGGCGCAAGACGGUCACUGCCAUGGACGUCGUCUACGCGCUCAAGAGGCAGGGUAGGACCCUGUACGGCUUUGGCGGCUAGGGCGGAUUCCACGCAAGCAAUCUUGGGAGUGAGCCCCAGGCUUGUAAAUUCUCUCAUUCCCCUCUUUUGCAUUUCUGUACGGACACUACUAUAGUUCCAAAAAUUCUUUGUUUUGUCUCGA
Messenger RNA from Selaginella moellendorffii, 507 nucleotides. RefSeq names its product histone H4. Gene Ontology annotation, biological process: nucleosome assembly. Gene Ontology annotation, cellular component: nucleosome. The transcript has a single exon. Gene Ontology annotation, molecular function: protein heterodimerization activity; DNA binding; structural constituent of chromatin. Bases 75 to 386 code for a protein of 103 amino acids. Lineage: Eukaryota; Viridiplantae; Streptophyta; Lycopodiopsida; Selaginellales; Selaginellaceae. The record is from RefSeq and is a predicted model, not a curated record.